Molecule: messenger RNA, 4624 nt
Organism: Porites evermanni
Lineage: Eukaryota; Metazoa; Cnidaria; Anthozoa; Scleractinia; Poritidae
Source: the annotation of a GenBank genome assembly
AUGACAGACUCUGAAGGACCUAAGGAGCGUGUGUUGAGAAGGCUUGAAACAGACAUUACUUCUGCUGACGUUCGCUGGAGUUUGUUUAUUUCAGCAUUAGAAAGCUACAGACAUGACAGUAUAUUGCGACCAUUUCCUUCUGCAUAUAUAGAAGAUGAUGGGAACAAGAAUUUUCAGGUUCUGGUGAGUGCUUGACAAAAAGAAUUUUUUUUAAACAAAAAAUGCUAGUUAGCUGAGGGCCAUUCCAUUUUAUGUCCAUACCCACCUUGACAUGAUUUUCUUUAAAACUUUUGAUUUUUGAUUAUGUAAGUCCCCCUCCAAACCUCCAAGAAUAAAAGGGCAAAAAAUGAAGAAUUCAGGAUAUAUCUGUCCAUUUUGGGAGAAACAAACAACCUGUCCAAGGAUCACCAUGUUUAUUUAUUUUUUUCCUAUUUUUCAAGAUUCAGAUUUGUAGCACAGUUCCUUCGUUUGACAAGUUGGUGAGAGGUAAUCAAACUAUUAUUUCUCAGGAAGCUUGGGAACUAUUGGAUUGGUCACUGGACAGAACAUUUACUCUGAAAACAGUUGACAAAUCUAAGGUAUUUGAACUUCCAUUCCAAUGUAAAGCUGUAUGGAGACAAGCAAACAGUAGUUACUUUUCUCUGAAUGUUGGUCUUUGCAAGUUGCAAAGGGAUGUCAUGAUAUUUCCACCCAAAAACCAUAGCUUCACAAAAUAAAGUGGUCCUUGCGAGGUGCAAGACAACAGGGUGAUGUUCUUACUUGAAGAGCAUGAGCCUCAUAUGCCCAUAGUCUCACUCUCUACAUUUUUCACUCUAACUACAAUGACUUUAUUCUUUGGGUUCCUGCAUGCUCAUAGGCUAUGACCAAUGUAAAAUUACGCGUUCUUUGAAGCCUAAAAAUGUAAAAUAUCUGUUGUGGUUCAAUUUUAUCCUUGGUUCAAAUUUUAUUUCCCUUUGUUUUUGGGUAUGGUAAUGUAUGAUAAUGACUUUGAAACAAAAGAAAAUAAAAUUUAAACCAAGGAUAAAUUUGAACCACAACAUACCCAUAUGCAUCUUCUACCUCCCACCCAUGAAAGGACUGUAAAAAUUGCGGCUCUGAGGGAAGGGGAAGGGAAGCCUCUAACCACCACAAACCCCCAAGCUAAGGUACAGGAAACACUCCCAUAUAAGAUCCUGUGGAUUUAAGAACCUCCAGGCAGAAAUUUGCCACUUUAAUACCCAAAAGCAGGUUCUUAUAUGUGGGUUGCAGUUAAAUAAUAAUAAUACAGUUUAACCAAGGAGUGUAUAAGACAGUAUAACAUGAAGAACAUACUAUACCAAACUGUAACUGUAUUAAUCCGAACAACAAAAGUAAGUUUUUAUAAAGAACAGACUGUAAUUUAUUAUUGUCUUCAUGGACAAGGGGUAUAUUUUUAAAGGACCAAAUCCAAGUUUAUUUGUUUUUCUGGUAAUCAAUAAUCUGUCAUAGAAAUAAAGAACCAAUUUGGUAGACUUAAAAAAAAAGUAGGUUCUUUUUGCGGGUGUUAACUGUUGGCAGUGAACUGUCCUGAAACGCACCUCCUUACAAACUGGUCACAUAAAACUCUGUCCGGCAUACAUCCCACCAGCCUUUAAGAUAUUUUUUCUUGUAAUAUUUAUGCUUUAGUUCUCCGAGAUAGAGCAGAAGACUGGUCAGGCAAGUUACAGUUCCACAGAACCUGAUUACAUAUUUGAAGUUGAGUACAGUGAGACAAAUACUCACAGCACAAAGUUUGAUGAAUUAUCACAGUCCUGUGAUGUUUGGUAUGCUUACCAUGGCAGCAGAGUGGACAAUUUUCAUUCCAUUGUACACAAUGGAUUGCAUGCACAUUUAAACAAGGUAAGUCUUCGCGUGUUUUUGUGUAGUUCUUUUAGCUUACAUCUGGAGAAAUGAUGCUCUUGCAAUAAUAAAGCAUACAAGUCCUUGGAAGAAACAACCACCAUGUCAAACAUACAUUUUCACUCCACACCAACUACUUUGUUAAAAACUUUGUUACAGAAUGUAGUUAUUCCUAUGGCCAAAUUAAGAGCCAUUGUUGUAAUUUAUUUUUGAGCAAGAGUGAAGACAAAUAAAGAUCGUUGUAGUUGUUGUUGUUAAAGAGAAUUAAUCCCACCAAAGUGUUCUCCUUAUCAGGCGGUAACCGGUAAAAUUUACGGCCUGAAGCAACACUUCUUACCACCUGCAACUGCUUGAAGGUUUACUAAAAGUAAAUAAAUUGCUUUAAAAAAUACUCAAGUUAUGAUCUGAUCCAAUUUCCCCGAGGAAGUGAAUGAAUAUAUGGAAAAGUACUAAAGUAUACACUGGCAGCUUUUCUUUUUAUAUGGGCCUCGCAUUUUGGAAAGAGAACAUAAAAGACAGAGUAAAGUUAUUAGAACCAAACGUUUUAAAUAACUGUUGUCUAAAAAUAACUUCAGCCAAUUUGCGUAAAAUAGGUCUUAAAAUGAAAGAAUGAGAGAACUUAGCUCCUAAAUUUCCCAGUGAGGGUGGGUGCACUAACCCCUCCCCCCGGAAAAGUACACCUCUGGCCCUAGUUGUUCAAAAAUCACUAUCCAGUGGAUAAGUUUUAGGAAAACCAAUAAUAUUGCGCUAUCCCGUGGAUAGAGAUUUAUCCACUGGAUAGUGUUAUCCACCUUUUGAACAACUGUGGCCUGGUGCAUAUUUUUUGCCUUACCGGCCAUGAUUAGGGAUGGCGAAUGGUACCUCGAAAAAUGUGGGUCUCGGAAAAUUUUGGCAGAAUCUCGAAAUCUUGGAAGCGUUUUUGACAAGUCUCGAAAUCUCAUUUUUGCAUGGUUUGUUUUUACUUUUUUCGAGUCUCAAAACUUUUUACCAAAGAGUCUCGGGCUCGGAUUUCUAACUAGGAUCUCGGCGUCUCAAUGAGUCUCGGAUUUUACCAUUCGCUACCCCUAUGAUUGGUUCCUUACCUGCUGAGCUAAAAUGUAGGCAGAACACUGUAUUUCCCAGUCAUCUGGCAAGUGCCAUCCCAGAGGUCACUGCAUAGGCACCGCUAGAGUAGACCUGGACUGGCUCGCUUAAGCAGCUGCCAAUUAUCUUUUUUUAAUAACCUUAGACAGUGGUUGUUUACCAUUUACAAAAAAGUUCCAGAAAAUCCAGUUGGAAAGAACAUGUAAAUGAAACAAGACUUUUGGGUUGUUUCAGUGGAAAUUUCCAGGAGCAACUGAACAUCUGAACAGGUAGUCCUGUUUUCUUGGUCGCAAUGCUCCAAACAGACAUUUGAGUUCUAUUUCUUUAAAGCCAUCUAUGAUACCAGUUUCAGGCUUUAGUGGCCAUUUUAUGGUAAAUGGAACUGAUUUAUAGUGCAAAUGAUAAAGGUGAUUCCGGGUUAAAAUUAACCAGUCCUGAAUUUUGCUUACCAUUUACUUAACACCUGAACAGAUCAGUUUGCCCAAGCAUGUAAAUGGUAAACAACCAGUGACAAUACCUUAAUUUCUCUCUUCAUAUAGACAUCGUUCUUUGGCGAAGGAACCUACCUUUCAAGUGACCUUGCUGUAUGCAUGAUGUAUAGUAACUAUGGACAAGGGUGGAAGAACAGUGCAAUUGGAGACAAAAUCAGCUGUGUUGCAGUCUGUGAGAUCUUGGACCACCCAGAUGUCAAAUGCACAGUCAAGUCAAAAGAUAGUAAUGAGAGACAAAACCGUUCACGAGCCCGAGCAAGAAACAGUGAGGGAGGGGAUGUUCCUGAGAAAUAUUAUGUGGUCACAAAUAACCAGGUGGUCAGAGUCAAAUAUGUGUUGGUAUAUGCUGAGAAGAAAACUCCAGCUAGGUAUGUUCAGUAAGCCCCAAUGUCCACAUACAAAUUCUCCAGACCGACCUCAAUACAUUUCCUUGUAAGAAUUAGUCAAGAGAAUUUGACAAAAAAAUCAAAGCAUUUUCCCUUCAGAGAUCAUUUUGAUAACUCUCCUAACCUUUUCUCUUAAUGAUAAAUUGACACUGUUGGGAGAAAGUAGAUGUUGGUGACUCUUGGGGCUUAAAGGGUUAACUAUGAACUACAUGUACUGUAUUUGUUAGCCAGAAAUGUUCAGAGCCAACUGUAUCUAAUCUACCCCAUUACUAUGGCCACUGGCCAAUUUUUGGCCAUGUCCCCAAACCUUAAUUUCUUCACCAUUUACCUUUUUAAGAACAUCAGUUGAAUUCUUGGUUAAAGCAAUCAAGCUUCAUCUUUGAAAGUCCUUCCAAGUUUACUGAGUAGUCAAUGAUGUGUGUGACAAAUAUUUUCUGGAUCUAGUAUAGGGAGAAGUCAGAAUUAAACUGUAUUUGUCAUCACAUAGUUCAAAAAUUAGUCAAGUAUAUGAACAUCACACAUGACACUAUGCUUUUAACAUGACCAGAUUUUCACUGCCAAAGCUGGCCUGACCAGAGUCUUUGUAGAACUACAUUAACACUCAAAAAAUGUAUGAUAAUUUAUAGCAUUAAAAGUGCUAACAAUAUUUCUUUGUUUCCUUCUAGGGCUCAAGGUCAUAACUGGCUUAUAUUCAGAUAUCCAAUAGCAUCUAUGAUGCUUGCUUAUAUCUUCAUUUUAAUCCUUCUCGGUUUGUCGAGAACUAGACUUUUCCAAAAGCUUUAUGGCAAAUAUUUUAAAGGCAGUUAG